CGGGGAAAUGCCUCAAAUAGUGAUGAAUAUGUUUGUGAAGUACAUGGAUUCAAGAAAUAUGAUGAGCAAAUCUGAGAGAGUAAGGAAGGCAACACCAAAGAGGCUAGGAAUGGAGUGGAGGCAGACGAAGAACUUGUACGACUACGGCAUUUUCACAAUGCGGCAUAUGGAAACAUAUCAAGGUCAAGGCUUGCAAGGAUGGAAUAUUGGGCUGAAGGAAACAGACACAAAACUGGUAGGGAUGUUACGCGUGAAGUACAUUUCUGCAAUACUCGUGAAUGAAAAUAAUGAGUACAUGCAGUCAAACUUAGUGAAGGCAAGGAAUUUUGCAAAGAAAGCUAAAGAAGAGAAACAAAUGCUGGCAGACCGAAAGAAGGGAGCAACGGCCAAUUAGUGAAUUUAGUGAAAUUUGAAGUUCAUAUCUGUUUGACUCUGUUUUCACAUUACAGUUUACAAUGACGUAUUUGGAUUUUUAAAUUAAAAAAGGUUUGUAAUUGUUGUU
Molecule: messenger RNA, 502 nt
Organism: Cuscuta europaea
Lineage: Eukaryota; Viridiplantae; Streptophyta; Magnoliopsida; Solanales; Convolvulaceae
Source: the annotation of a GenBank genome assembly